CGGAGUGGUGAAGAGAGAGAGAGCGAGAAGGAGAAGACGAUGGUGAUGCCUUCUUCUCUCUUGCUUCCUUCUGUUUCUCUCUCUAGAGUCCCGACACUGCCACCACCUUCCUUGUCGUCCGCCAACUCUCUCUUCUUCACCAGUGGCAGCGGCGUCUUCCUGAGGAAGAGCGCCACUCUGUCUCUGCGCAGGAAAAAUAGUGGUGGUGCCGGGCUCGAAUGCCACUGCUUGUUCGGGCUCGGGGUCCCCGAGCUCGUCGUCAUUGCGGGGGUUGCGGCACUCGUCUUCGGGCCGAAGAAGCUUCCGGAGAUUGGCCGGAGUAUCGGAAAGACCGUCAGGAGCUUCCAGGAGGCAACAAAAGAGUUCCAGUCUGAACUGAAAAAGGACACGGCUGGUACAGAAGAGACAUUGACAACAGACUCCAAAGCUGAAGAGGAGAAACAGGACGCUAAGAUCCAGUGAAAGUUCACAAACCUUCAGUUGCAAGGAAUGUGUACCUUCACUGAUGAACGGACAUUUGUAUUACUUGCAUUCUUAGGGAAACAUAUUCAGCGUGUUUGUGCUGCUUCUUAAUGAAAAUAUGUAACAUAUUUAGUUC
This is a messenger RNA of Nymphaea colorata (pocket water lily), 598 nucleotides long. RefSeq lists its product as uncharacterized. Gene Ontology annotation, cellular component: membrane. Bases 40 to 462 code for a protein of 140 amino acids. Lineage: Eukaryota; Viridiplantae; Streptophyta; Magnoliopsida; Nymphaeales; Nymphaeaceae. The transcript has 2 exons. The record is from RefSeq and is a predicted model, not a curated record. Gene Ontology annotation, biological process: protein transport by the Tat complex.